AAUAGGUUGAGCGUCCCAUAAAAUUCCAGUUUUUUUCUUAAAUAUUUUUCUAAGAAUUGCCAAGGAAGUCUGCCCUUUAUUUUUGGCGGGGGCCCACCUUGAUGUUCAUGUAAAAUCCACUCCAACCAUUAGAUAUGUUAUCCCACGUUAGGCUCAAGGCUAAAAAAAAAAAAUCAAGUUGACUUAUGUGGAUCACACCAAAGAAAAUGGUUGGGAGAGAAAUGUCCACCUUUAAUUUUUAUAUGGUCUACUGUGAUUAUUUUAUAAAAUCUCCUCCAACUAAAAUGUCAUAAAAAAAUUUUAUGUGCGGCACAAAAAUCAGACCCAUCCAUAAUUUAAGCAGGUCACAUCAAGGGAAACAAUUUAAAGGGUGAGCAUUGUCCUGUGCGUUGUUUCCAACUGUUUGGUCGAUGUAUGAAUUAUGGAUUGAGCUCAGUUUUGGGACUUGAGCCUAGCAUGGGGUGAAGCAUCGGGUGGUCAUAGUGGACUUGAGCCUAAAGAUACUAUGAUUUUCUAGUCUGGGAAAUUUUUGGAGCAUGGUUCGUUCACGUUCAGGUGCAGGAGGUCCAUGUUAUUGAAAAUCAAAUCAUGCUUCUAUGAUAUAAUUACAUUGAAACUGAUGUUAGAUUAAAAGGAUAAUGAGGAGACAAGAACCUAGAUCUUUUCUUUUCCAAACAUAAAUGUUAAAACUGUUCUUGAGCUUCUUCUUCAUAACAGUUUUCUUGUUACAGGUGUUCAGUUAUAAAAUAAGCAAAUGAUGUCCACGAACAAGGUGCUGGUACUCUGUAGAUUUGGGGGUGACUUCAUUUGGGAAUCUAACCAGGUUUAUUACAAGGGAGGCAAAAACCGCAUUGUUUAUGUUGAUCGAGCGGUCAAUUACCUCAAGAUUUUAUCUGAAGUGUGUGGGAUUUGUAAGUCGAACGACAUUAGCAGCAUCGAAUACAAAUAUCCUUGUUUAGAUUUGGAUUCACUUGUGCCGAUUGAAAAUGACAACGAUGUAUCAAAUAUGAUAGAAGCAUUUCCUCAAAGCAGCGAGCCUAUUCAGCUCUUUGUUUUUUGUGCCCAAAACCUUUCAAUCCCCAAUACGAUUCACAGUAAUCUAUUGCAGAAUGAUGAUAAUGGAGAUAAUCAAGCAUUGUGGAAGGAAUUACAUGAAAGCAAUGAAACACUGGCACCUUUAUCACAUAAUACUAAUUCUAAUAACAAUGAUGUUCCAAAGGCAUCAAAUGAGUUGCAUGAAAUGGAUGGCUUGUUGAUGAAAAAUCAAGAACCGCCUUGUGGGAUGGUUGUAAAUGAGAUGCCGAAAAUGAUAUUGGCUUUAAAAGGUGGCCAAGAAUUUGUAGAUGCAAAUGCUUUCCACAAGGCUUUGAGGGAGUACAGCAUACGUUCAUAUUUCGAAUACAAGCGAACCAGGUCAGGCAAUGGCCAUUUUCAGGCGAAAUGCAGUAACGAUGGUUGUUCAUGGCGCAUAAAUGCAUGUAAGCUUCCUGACAAGCCUACAUACAAGAUAAAAUCUUUGAAGGGUAACCAUACUUGUAAAGCUGCAAAUGAAUCAACAAUGUCAAUCACAACAACGCAUCGACAAGCCAAUAGGAAAUGGAUUGUUGGUUUAGUCAAGGACCGACUUCUAAAAAAAUUGCGAUGUACACCCAAAAAUAUUGUCGAUGAGAUUAGUCGAGAAUAUGGGAUAAAAGUAAGCUAUGACAAAGUUUGGAGGGGUAAAGAGCUUGCGCUAAAAGAGAUACACUCUGAACAAUCCGUCCCAGAAUAAUCUGUCCCAGCUCUCAAGAUGCUUUGUAAAGAAAUCGAGAACAAAUCCAGGAAGCACAGCAAAGCUUAGCAGUUCAUCAGACAACUCCUUAAGGCUUUUUAUUGCAUAUAAAGCUACCAUUUGCAGUUUCUGACAAGCAUGCCGAUCACUUGUGAUGCUUGAUCAUGUAAAGAUAGAAGGAAAAUGCAUAGGUUCAUGGCUCUUUGCCAUGGCGUUUGAUGCAAAAAAUGAUGGGUUCCCGGUCUCAUUUGCAUUCGUUGAAUCAAACAACAUAGUGAGUUGGAAAUGGUUCUGUGGUGAGUUGGCUCAAGUCCUAGGAUGGAUACCUAAAUUAACACUUAUAUUAAGUAGACAGGAAGGGAUUCUUGAGGUACUUACCAGUAUUUUUCCACACGCAUCUCUUCGAUACUCUCAUGGGAAGUUGCUUAGAGAAAUUUGGCAUAAGUACAAAUGCUCGGAUUUUAGGGUGCUUUUUCAGAGUGCAACUUAUACAAAGGUUCAUUCUGAAUUCGAUGCUUUCAUGUGUCAAAUUCAUGAUGAGUUCAAAGAAGAAUGGGAUUUUGUGAAGGAUAUUAAUCCCAAGUACUGGGCCACAUCUCACUUUGAAGAGAAGCAUUAUUAUGUUUGUGAUACUUAUGAAUUAGACCUCAUGGUCAGUUGGAUGGGUAAGUUGGAGGGAUGGAGAAACCUGCCUAUCACUUCUGUGUUGGUACACUUCCACCAUUAUAUGAUAGAUACAUUCAAAGAAAGGUUUAAAAAUAGUUUGAACUGGGAGACAAUCUUGGUUCCUGGAAUGGAAAAUGUUAUUCCCACAGUAGAGACAUGUUCAGUGCAUUUUUCCGUGUCACAUAAUGCAGCAGUGUUGGAGGUUUGUUAUGCGAACGGUCCAGAUGUAGUGAAGGUGGAUCUUGAACAGUGAACAUGCUCAUGUAAUGACUGGCAAGUCCAUGGGCACCCUUGCGAACAUGCUGUUGUUGCUAUCUGAUACAGUGGAUGUAAUGUGUAUGACUACUUUGAUGUGCACUUCACAGUAGCUAAAUACCGUGACACAUAUUCAGAGAUUAUUCAUCCCCUGCUUUUGCAUAACACAAGUCUAAGCCCAUGGAAGAAGAGAAAAUAUGAAGAUUUUGAUUUCAAUUUGUCAAACGAAGAGAUGGAUGAUGAUUUCAUUGAGUAUUUUACACAUCCUUUUAAAUACCUUUAAUGAUCAUCUCUCACUAUGUAUUUUAUGUAGACACUUCUAUAUCCGUUGUACUUUCUAUCUAUUUUUAUUGCUUC
This is a messenger RNA of Magnolia sinica, 3049 nucleotides long. RefSeq lists its product as uncharacterized. Lineage: Eukaryota; Viridiplantae; Streptophyta; Magnoliopsida; Magnoliales; Magnoliaceae. The coding region runs from base 755 to 1771 and encodes 338 amino acids. Gene Ontology annotation, molecular function: protein binding. The record is from RefSeq and is a predicted model, not a curated record. The transcript is spliced from 2 exons.